Molecule: messenger RNA, 990 nt
Organism: Tuber aestivum (summer truffle)
Lineage: Eukaryota; Fungi; Ascomycota; Pezizomycetes; Pezizales; Tuberaceae
Source: the annotation of a GenBank genome assembly
AUGCCACUCCGAACACCACACCUUCUCCGCAAAGGCCUACACAUCCGGCUCCCGCGCCCCUCCCUCCCACCACAACCCAACCGUCGAUCGAUCCCCCACUACCGCGCAGCCACCCUCCCGCCAAUGACGAAGCCCACAACGCCAACACCAGCCCUCCCCCCAAACCCCACCGCCUCCACUUCCACCUCCUCCACAACCCCCGCGAGCCCAAUCCCCUUUACCCCCGACCCGCUCGACGACUCCCUCCUAGUGGGCGACUACCCAACCUUCUCCGAAACCAGCACGAGCCUGGGCCUUUACCACUUGCACGUGUACUCCCCCCGCCACAACUGCCACAUCGCGUACACGAGGCCGAACGGCGACUGCAUCAUCAGCAAGUCCACGGGCAACGUGGGCAUCAAGGGCGCGGCCAAGGGGAGCUUCGACGCGGCGUUCCAGCUCUCCUCUCACGUCUUGGGAAAGAUUGCGGAGAUGAAUGAGGUUCCCAGGUGUGUUGAGUUGCUGUUGAGAGAUUACGGGUCCGGGAGGGAUGCGUUUAUGAAGGCUUUUAUGGGGAGGGAAGGCCAGUUUCUCAGGGGGAGUAUUAAGAGGGUUACGGAUACUACCAGGGUUAAAUUUGGGGGGACUAGGGGCAAGGCACUUAGGAGGUUGUAGAUGUUUCUUUUUUCUCUUUUUUUGUAGAUGGGAGGGGACGGGAUUGUGUAUUAUAUUCGGGGGGUUUGGAUGACUUGGAGGGUUGUUCGAUAUUGUACUCGUAUAUGCACCAACUUAUGGUGGACCAAAUACUCGUAGAUUGGUGGUGGGACACUCGCACUAGGGCAUCACCGUAUCAUAUUACCAUAGCCCACACUUCUUGCCGGUGGGUCAGAUUCCUCACGUGCUUUCGGCUGGGAGUUGUUCAUGAAGUGGUUCCGAGACGUGGGCGGAUCGAAAAAAGUCUAAUCCCAAUCACAGAGUCUCAAUCUUCAAUGUGACAAUGCUACCAUCAAA